Molecule: messenger RNA, 1515 nt
Organism: Cryptomeria japonica (Japanese cedar)
Lineage: Eukaryota; Viridiplantae; Streptophyta; Pinopsida; Cupressales; Cupressaceae
Product: E3 ubiquitin-protein ligase PUB23-like
Exons: 1
Coding region: 292-1515 (407 amino acids)
Biological process (GO): protein ubiquitination
Molecular function (GO): ubiquitin protein ligase activity
Source: RefSeq, a predicted model, not a curated record
GCCAACGAAGAAUCCAUCACUGAUACAAAAGGUCGGCUCAUCGAGAAGGUCAGCGGCUCUAUUUUACUCUCUCAUCCGAUGCAGCUUACGACUAGUGCAAGACCAGGCUCAUUUUGUGUGGACAUUACUCCCAUAUCGCCUACCGUUGACAUGGUUCCUCUUUCCCAGCUCUGAACGACUCUAUAUAAGAAUCAUGUCCUCCACUAUAAUUUCAACUCCAUAAUUCCAAGUUGUACCUUAUAAAGAAAACCCUGCACUCAUCUCUCUCUGUUAUUUGGUGUGCGGAAGCGUAUGGAUUCCACAGAGUUAGAAAUCCCUUCUUAUUUCUUGUGCCCCAUAUCCAUGCAACUGAUGGCAGACCCUGUCACGCUGUCCACCGGUGCGACCUACGACCGACACAGCAUUGAGAAGUGGGUAUAUACGAUGGGAAACAACACCUGCCCUCUCACAAAGCAACCUCUUCCCAACACUGACCUCACACCCAACCACACACUGCGCCGCCUCAUCCAACAAUGGUGCGUCCUCAACUCCUCCGCUGGCGUCCAUCGAAUCUCAACGCCCCGGCCGCCCCUCGACGCAGAUCGCCUCAAUAAAUUACUCCAAGACAUGGCCUCAUUUCAACUGAAAUCGUUGAAGAAGCUCAGAUCUGCGGCCGCUGAGAGUGAGGGCAACAGCCGGUUCAUCGCUUCCUCCGCCGCACCGGUUGCCCUAAUCUCUGUCAUUGAAAGUUAUUCCACAGAAAGCGAUGAAGCCGGUUACUCUUACGAUGUUGCAGUCGCCUGCGAGGAAGCCUUGGGAAUUCUUUAUUCUCUUCCUUUGCCGGACGAGACGCUAGAUUCGAUAGCCACAAGUAAGUGUCUGGCCUCUCUGGCCGCCAUUCUUAAGAGAGGCACCUCCAGCGCACGGUUUUAUUCCUCCAUGCUGUUACAGACGCUUUCAAGGAAAUGCCUGGAGCGCCUUGUUAUGAACGCCAAUGAUGAGUUAAUCGAAGGGCUGCUGGAGCUGUUGACGGAGGAGGUGUCCCACCAGACCACUGUGGCUGCCCUUGAAAUGCUGAGUGCAAUCGCCUCCAACAGUCGGCGCAUGAGAAUGAAAACCAUCGAGGCAGGGGCAGUGUCCGUGUUGAUCGAAUCACUUCCCAAUCAGACUUUGGAGAAAAAAGGCAGGUGCGAGAGGAUGUUAUGUCUUCUCGAUGUAUUGUGCGGAUGUGCAGAAGGGAGGGCUGCCGUAGCCGACCACGCAAUGGGCAUCCCUGCUGUCUCUAAAAAAAUAUUGAGAGUUUCCGACUUGGCGACGGAAAAAGCCGUUCGGAUCCUGUGGUUGCUUUGUAAAAUCUCUCCUUCGAAGCGAGUGAUUGAUGAAAUGUUGCAGAUUGGUGCAGUAACCGAACUGUGCUUGCUCCUGAACUACGCAUGCUCGGCCAAGACAAGGAGUAAGGUAAAUGAGGUGCUCAGAAUGCAUGGUAAGUGCUGGAAAAGCAGAUCUUGCAUUUCCUCGGUAAAUUUUCCAGAAUAA